Talaromyces stipitatus ATCC 10500 is the source of this 1966-nucleotide messenger RNA. RefSeq names its product MFS monocarboxylate transporter, putative. The record is from RefSeq and is a predicted model, not a curated record. Gene Ontology annotation, molecular function: transmembrane transporter activity; 4-alpha-hydroxytetrahydrobiopterin dehydratase activity. The coding region runs from base 1 to 1926 and encodes 641 amino acids. The transcript is spliced from 6 exons. Gene Ontology annotation, cellular component: fungal-type vacuole membrane. NCBI's taxonomy places the organism in Eukaryota, Fungi, Ascomycota, Eurotiomycetes, Eurotiales, Trichocomaceae. Gene Ontology annotation, biological process: transmembrane transport; tetrahydrobiopterin biosynthetic process.
AUGACUACGUAUCUCCAGAGGCCGAGACGAAGAGAAUUAGGCUCCUCCAUAUCUACCCCGAAGACACCCAUAUUCGCCGAAAGUGAGAACCCGGAGCAAUUAUCAGCACCUUUGCAAUCGCUACUCGACGAGAAACAAUGGACUCUUGGCGAAGGACGGAUGAUGAUUGCAAAGACGUAUUAUUUCAAGACAUACACAAAAUGUCUAGAUUUUGUGCUGGUCGUUGGGAUCCGUAGUAAAUCGAAGAAUCAUCAUCCAACCAUCACUCUGAAAUCAGGUUCCGUCAGUAUACACUGGACAACACAUUUCCCGCGCGGUCUCACUCGGAAAGAUGUCGAUAUGGCACAGUACUGCGAUCAACAAGCUGCAUCGAUCGGGACGGUUCAACCGAGUGAAGCGAAUAAAUCUUGUUUGAGGUCGGAUCGUCCCCUCGAAGGAUUGAUCAACAUUUAUUUUAAUUCGCGAUACCGUAAUUCAAUAAUGGAUGAAAGAGAAGUGGACAUCGAAAAAGCCGCAGUUCAGGCUGAUUCGGAACAAGACGGCCAUAAGAUGUUUCCUCCGGCACCAUCAAUAUGUGCUUCGUCAGAACACGACAGGGAACAUCAUCCCAUAUCAAGAUCGCCAAGUCGAGCAGAAGAUACCGCGCCCUCGGUCAUAUCCAAAGCCCUCACACUGGUCCGGACUCGAGAAUCAACCCAAUGCCCCAGUCCACCUCCAGACGGCGGUAUACUCGCCUGGUCACAGAUGGUCCUCGCCCACCUCGUCAUUAUGAAUACAUGGGGCUACGUGAGUGCCUUUGGCGUAUUUCAAAGCUAUUACACAAAACAACUCAAUGAAUCACCAUCAACGAUCUCCUGGAUCGGCAGUACGCAGACCUUCCUCGUAUUUUUCAUCGGCACUUUCUCCGGCCGCGCAACAGAUGCAGGCUACUUCAAAUUCAUCUGGACCUGCGGCAUGCUAAUCGCCAUCGCCAGUUUAUUCUUAACUUCCCUCUGCACAGAAUACUGGCAAAUCUUCCUCUCGCAGGGACUCAUGUUCGGUAUCGGAUGCGGACUAAUGUUCUGUCCCACCGUCGCCUUAUUACCAACCUAUUUCGAUAAACAUCGCGCCCUCGCCAUGUCCACCACAGCAGCCGGCUCGGCAACAGGCGGCCUCAUAAUCCCUGCAAUGGUUAAUUCGCUUCUCCCCAAAAUCGGAUUUGCCUGGACUCUGCGCUGUCUGGGAUUUUUCACGUUGGCGACUUUGUUGCCUAGUUUGGUUUUCUUGAGGCAGCGAUUACCUCCUCGAGCCACGGGACCGAUUGUUGAAUGGAAGGCAUUUCUAGAAGUCCCAUAUACAUGUUUUGCUCUAGGAAUGUUUUUCAUUCUUUUGGGAUUGUAUGUCGGGUUUUUCUAUAUCAGUAGUUACGCGCGUGACGCUUUGGGUGCAUCCAUGUCGACGUCUACGGAUCUGCUAAUGGUCAUGAGCGCAGUCGGAUUCCCAGCUCGAAUCAUCCCAGGCUUGGUAUCGGAUACAUUCACCGGCCCACUCAACUCCUUGAUUCCUUUUGCCUUCUGUAGCGCCAUCACCGCGUACGGCUGGGCCGGCGUAUCAAAUAUGCCCGGUUUAUACGUCUGGGCCGUGAUUUACGGUAUCAUGUCCGCGGCUGUCCAGGGUUUGUUCCCCGUAGCACUAUCUUCGUUGACAGACGACCUGAAAAAGACCGGUGUUAGAAUGGGGAUGGUUUUGACGAUUGUCAGUUUUGGUGCGUUGACGGGGAGUCCGAUUGCGGGUGCAUUGGUGCAGGCUGAUAAUAAUACUGGAGAUAGUAAGGGUGAGAAGUAUUUGUAUAUGCAGAUGUUUAUGGGCAGUGUGAUUUUGUUGGGGGGUGGUUUGGUUAUUGUUGCGAGGGUGAGGAGGUUUGGGGUUGGGGUUGUUAAGGGGUAGCUUUCUCUUUCAUUAUCUAGAAUGAAUUAUAUCUGCUCUC